AUGGCUACCUCCUCCGCACCCAGGCGUAUUCUCAUCGUCUACACUGGCACAAGAGGUGACUGGCAGCCGUACGUUGUUGCCGGCACCAUCUUGCGUGAAGCUGGUUACGAGGUGCAGCUCUGUGGCCCAGGUGAUGCUGCAGGGAUGGCCGAGGAUCAUGACCUUCCUUUCAAGCGCAUUCGUGUGAGCACCUUACGGACCUGGCCCGAAAAAUUGACGGAACAAAUCACCCACGAGAAAAUUCCACAAGUGCCGCCGAGGAAUGACCGAGAUGCGAUGAUUGCGGAGAAGAAGGCUUCCUACGAGCUGUUCGUAAGUUUCAAGCCGGAGCUCGUUCUCACGGCCGCUUUGACCUUGCUCGAGGUGAGUAUCUUCAGCGAGAUCUUCGACGAUAUCCCUUUCGUGAACUUAGGUCUUCAGACACCGCCAGGCCACAGCUCAAACCUCGCAGGCUUCCGCUUUCCCCGACUCUUGAAACCUCUGCAUUGGCAGCUCAACAAGUUCAUUCUGGCAGCGACCCUGAAGAUGCUGCGGAAGGAGCUAGACUCGAUCCCGGAGGCCCUACCUGAAGAGAUGCGCAAGUUAUGUCCCAAGAAGAUCACAAAGGAAACUUUCGUGGAGCAUUGGUCAGACAGCGCGGUGUUUCCAAACCUGGUCGCGCAGAGUACAUCCAUCAACGGCGACCUCGGAAAGGACUACAAAACUGCCAUUUCGCUUGGUCCGCUCAUGCUGCCGCCAAGCAGCCAGUCAGGGCAGGAGUUUGGCGGCGACCAAAUGAAGCAGAUGGAAGACUUUCUGGCCCAGGGAGACGCUCCCGUCUACAUCGGCUUUGGGUCCAUGAAGGCCUUCACGCCCAAGUACAUGACUUUGCUCUGCGCCCGUGCCUUGCAGCUUACCGGCCUCAGGGGCGUGAUCUGUGCUGGGUGGACAGGUGUGGACCUGCAGCAUCUGGAAGGUGAAGCGGACGAGUUGGAGUUGGCUGAGUACGUCAAAAACAACGUGCUCUUCAUGCCCAAGUCCCCUCACGGUCUCCUUUUUCCACGGUGCCAGGCCAUCGUUCACCAUGGUGGCGCAGGAACCAUGAAUGCCUCCGUCCGCUCGGGGAAGCCGACCAUCAUCAUACCGGUUCUCCUGGACCAGUUUGGCCAUGCAAGACUGAUCAACGAGAUGGGCAUCGGAAAAGGCCUGAAGCAUCUGAGGCAUCAGACACCCGCCACAAUCGCUGCGGUAAUCAAGGAGUGCAUUGACUCGCAGUCGAUCCGGACGAAGGCAGAGGAAGUUGGCUCAACCAUGCGACGUGAAGAAGCACAGGCCCCAGCAAGGCUGACACAGUUCGUUCAGGAGUACUUUCGCGACUACGUGGAUGGCGGCCUUUUCAAAAGCAUCAUGAGAGACACGCGAGAGCGACGAGCUCAGCAGUGCUGCAAGUGCUGA
Molecule: messenger RNA, 1434 nt
Organism: Symbiodinium sp. CCMP2456
Lineage: Eukaryota; Dinophyceae; Suessiales; Symbiodiniaceae
Source: the annotation of a GenBank genome assembly